Molecule: messenger RNA, 701 nt
Organism: Paraglomus occultum
Lineage: Eukaryota; Fungi; Glomeromycota; Glomeromycetes; Paraglomerales; Paraglomeraceae
Source: the annotation of a GenBank genome assembly
AAAAAAUUUUGAGAAAGUCCGAAGCAGAAACUGUUUUAUGCGAUAAAAUUGAGUUGCCAAGAGAAGUUGCUAUUCUCCGAAAAUUUCCUCCGCAUCCUAAUAUUGCAGCUCUUCUUUACUGGACACAAAUCAGACCAGAAGAGUGGAUGGUUCUGUUCGAAUAUCAUGAGUCAAAUUUAAAAGAUUAUUUGAACGCCGUUGCAAGAAUUAGAAAAACUAACGGCUUAACGGAAAAUGAAUCGAAAAAAAUAAUGUGCCAGCUGUUGCGUGCGUGUAGACACUUGGAGGACCAUGGAAUCUACCAUCGCAACUUAAACCUAGAAAAAAUAGUCAUCGGCAUUGAUGGUAAUAUCAAAUUAACUGGCUUUGGUUUGGCCAUCGAGGUGAAGGAAAACGAACAGCAUAUUGAGAAAAUUGGAUCAAUUGUUCCACCUGAAAUGUACGGUCACGUUACUUAUAAACAAUCGACUGCCCAAGUGUGGAUAUUAGGAUCUAUUUUCUACCAAUGCUUUGAGAGGAUCGAGCCGUAUCAACAAGAGCGAGUGCGUUGUAAAGCAUUGGGGCCGGUCAUGUUUAGCAAAUAUAAUCGUCCUUCGAAAGAAUGUGUAGAGCUGAUGGAGUGGAUGUUGGACGUUGACCCCAACAGAAGGCCUCAAUGUAUUAAUGAUAUUCUUAAUCACGUGUGGAUUAGACAUGAUUGA